This is a messenger RNA of Acinonyx jubatus (cheetah), 679 nucleotides long. RefSeq names its product 5-hydroxyisourate hydrolase-like. Bases 71 to 496 code for a protein of 141 amino acids. Gene Ontology annotation, molecular function: hydroxyisourate hydrolase activity. Gene Ontology annotation, biological process: purine nucleobase metabolic process. The transcript has 4 exons. The record is from RefSeq and is a predicted model, not a curated record. Lineage: Eukaryota; Metazoa; Chordata; Mammalia; Carnivora; Felidae.
GGUUACCUGCGACCCAGGACCGCCGCUCAGGACCACCGUUCUAGGGGUGGUGGACGUGGGCGGCUCCGGCAUGAGUUCGGGGGCCGCUCCGCGACUGCGGGCGCUGCAGCGACACCUGGGCUCCUCAGAGGGCAGAGGCAUGGAGCUGGUCAGCAGCCCGCUGACCACGCAUGUGCUGGACACGGCCUCAGGGCUCCCAGCCCAGGGCCUCUGCCUCCGUCUGUCCAGGCUCGAGGACCAUGGCCAGCAGUGGACGGAGCUGAGAAAAAGCUACACCGACUCGGAUGGCCGCUGCCCGGGGCUCCUGCCACCAGGCCCGAUGAAGGCAGGCACCUACAAGCUGUCCUUUGACACUGAGGGCUACUGGAAGAAGAGGGGGCAGGAGAGCUUCUACCCGUAUGUGGAGGUCGUUUUCACCAUCACCAACGAGACCCACAGGUUCCAUGUGCCCCUGCUGCUGAGCCCGUGGUCCUACACCACGUAUCGAGGAAGCUAGUGGCUGAGCCAUCGCCUCCUCCGGACAACUGCUGGCCUGUGAGCAUCAAUCCCAUCCCCACAGCUCACUGGGACACCUCAACAGAGGGCACCAGUUCACACUCCCUGCGGGAGAUUCUGGCCCCCCAAUUUCCAGUAGCCGCUGAGUCUCAGGCGUCAAUAAAGUCAGUGAUGGCAUCUGCAA